AUGCUUGAUGCCCGCGCUGCCGUUUCUACGUUCAGCGCCGCCGCUUUUGCAUCUCAGCUCGCCAACGAUGAGGGUCACCGUGGUGCGACAUGCAUUGAUCCGACCCAAGUUGCAGCCUGGGUGCUGGGGAGUUGCGACUAUGUCUCUUACCUGGCCUGUGAUGCGGAUGGCGCGCACGCCGCCGGCGAUGGUCGAGGAUUGCAGCGGUGGAAAAGUGGCAGGGCCGUGGAUGGCAAGGGAAGCAAGUCGCCAAUUAAAUCCAUAUUGGAAAAAGUUGUGUCAAUAACCAGAGUUGAUUGGUCUUUCAAGUUGUCAGAAUCUUUGUGGGCAUAUAGAACUGCUUACAAGACACCACUGGGAAUGUCACCAUUUAGAUUGAUUUAUGGGAAAGCUUGUCAUCUGCCAGUGGAACUAGAACACAAAGCUCAGUGGGCACUAAGAAGAUUGAACAUGGACAGUGAUUUAGCAGGAAAAGCAAGGAAAUUGCAGUUAUGUGAACUGGAAGAAUUAAGGAGAGAUGCUUAUGAAAGCUCAAGGAUUUACAAGGAAAAGACCAAGCUAUGGCAUGAUAUGCACAUCAUUCGGAAGAAAUUUGUUCCAGGACAACAAGUGUUGGUAUAUGACUCCAGGUUCCAUCUGUUUCCUGGGAAAUUUAAAUCCAGAUGGUAUGGGCCGUGCACUGUUGAAAAGGUUUAUGCAAAUGGGGCAGUGCUUGUACAAAGUCAAUCUCAUGGGUCAUUCCUGGUGAAUGGGCAGAGACUGAAACACUAUUUGUAUGGAGAACCAUUGACUAUCCCUGAUGAACAUGACGAUGAGCAAGAUAACACUGAAACAGGAGGCAUGGUGGCUUCAGCAACCUCCCCUGUAGCUUGA
This is a messenger RNA of Lolium rigidum, 873 nucleotides long. RefSeq lists its product as uncharacterized. The record is from RefSeq and is a predicted model, not a curated record. The transcript is spliced from 2 exons. Gene Ontology annotation, molecular function: nucleic acid binding. NCBI's taxonomy places the organism in Eukaryota, Viridiplantae, Streptophyta, Magnoliopsida, Poales, Poaceae. Bases 1 to 873 code for a protein of 290 amino acids.